Microplitis demolitor is the source of this 561-nucleotide messenger RNA. RefSeq lists its product as uncharacterized. The transcript has 3 exons. Lineage: Eukaryota; Metazoa; Arthropoda; Insecta; Hymenoptera; Braconidae. Gene Ontology annotation, biological process: mitochondrial electron transport, cytochrome c to oxygen. The record is from RefSeq and is a predicted model, not a curated record. The coding region runs from base 84 to 440 and encodes 118 amino acids.
UUCAACCUGCAUAAUUUCUAGAAGGCCUGAGAAAUCUAUUCCAUAAAAUUUCUGCAAAGUUGAUUGCGCAAUAAUAAGUCAAAAUGGUUUUACGUGAAUUUAAUCGUCUUGCUGGAAGAUUGCAAGCUUCUGCAAAAUUACAUCCUUUGUAUCCAAUCAAACCAGUACCAUUGAGCAAAGCUGAUUCUCCAAAAAUAAUCUAUGAUUCAAUAAAAACAAAAGCAGUCACAGUAGACCAAGUAGUAGGAACAGCAUCAUACUCGACUCUUCCACCAAGGCUUGUAGCCAAGAUGAAGAAAUACCAGGCUGAUGUUACUAAGCCAGUAUUUCUAAUCAACGGUACACCCGACAAAAUACUGUUCGGUACCACCGUCUUCUUAACUUUUAUUGGUCUUGGAAUGUGUGUAGACUUUUACUGGCCAUUGAUCUGGACAAAAUAAAUAUUUUUUUAAAACGUAAAGUUUGUAGAUGAUGAUUAAUUAAAAUUUCUAGGUGGUAAUUAAAUAUUAUAAAUCAUUAAUUAUUGUCAUAACUGGUUACAAUAAAAAUCAUUACCAGUAA